Molecule: messenger RNA, 1866 nt
Organism: Rhinocladiella mackenziei CBS 650.93
Lineage: Eukaryota; Fungi; Ascomycota; Eurotiomycetes; Chaetothyriales; Herpotrichiellaceae
Exons: 2
Coding region: 1-1866 (621 amino acids)
Molecular function (GO): protein binding
Source: RefSeq, a predicted model, not a curated record
AUGGACCAUUCUCACAAGAACUUCCACGCCCGAAUGGCCGAAUUGGCGAAACGUCAAGGUGCUAUGAGUACGGAUGGAGGCACAGUUUACUCGGUUGUCUAUGUCACCGCGGAGCCAACAUUUACUGGUGUCAUUGGAGGAUAUACUACUCUGACCGACGACCCUACUACAGAAGCCAGCCUCACGGAGCCAACAAGCCUGAGUUCUGUCGCUACCACUGUUGCUGAACCAACCACUUCUCCCAGUGUCAAAGUCUCCACCACCCCAACAGACACGGCUGUUGCGCAGACUUCACCGACAUCUGAUCCGGUGCCCACUUCCGUACCAACCACCAGUUUUGCUACUUCUCCCUCAAGCUUCUCCAAUGCGAACGCUGGUGUCUCGUCUGUAGCAGCUGCUUCUGCUACGCCGAGCUCCUCUUCCGAUUCCUCCAGCUCGUCUGGUAGUGGCAUGUCGACUGGCGCGAAAGCUGGACUCGCAAUCGGUGUCAUUGCCGUCGUUGGACUGAUCGCUGUCUUCCUGCUUUGGCUUCUUGGAAAGAAGAGAAAAGAGCGCGAGGCCCAAGUGAGCAAGGACAAUGAAAAAUCAACUUAUGGUGCUGGUGCUGCUGCCACUGAGAUGGUGACCAGAAAGCCAACAAUCACCAGCGCUGCUGCUCCACGAUUGAGUCUCCGGCCUGUUUCUCGAAUGUUGCCGGAGUUCAUGGGCACUACAUCCAAGGGUAGACCGAACAGCGGCAACUUGCUCACCACCAUGGGACAAUCAGGACCUGCUCCAUCUCGAAACCUGACACCAUCACCUCAACCACACGGUCUCAUCCCUGUUGUUCAGCGUUCUGAUGACCAGAACCCGAACAACCCUUUCGCUGAUCCACAGAAUCCUUUUGCUGACCCCGAGAAGGCCGUUCAAUCUCCCGCACCAGCUGCCCUUGCUCCUGUUGCGACGGCUGUCCCCAAGUCGGCUCCUGUUGCUCCAGUUAUUGCUGGUGUUGUCGCUGGAGCCGCUACAGCUUCUGCUGCCUCCGUCGCACCGAAGCCAACCCCGGCCGCCGCUCCCGCUCCCGCGCCAGCUCCAGCUCCAGCGGCAGUCCCUGCACCGGUCCCGGCACCAGUUCCUGCCCCUACUCCCCAGCAAGCACCUUCAUCUUCUCCAACCACUCCAUCGACUACUCCAUCAACUCCGGUCACUCCAGCUCCAGUGGCUGCUACCAGCCCCGCUUCAGAACCAUCUCAAGGAAAUGUUUAUCGUGUUCUGAUGGACUUCAAGCCCACCAUGGAUGACGAGCUCGAACUUCACACCGGCCAACUUGUUCGACUGCUUCAUGAAUAUGAUGACGGAUGGGCUCUAUGCAUCAGACUUGACCGAUCUCAACAAGGUGUUAUUCCUAGAACAUGUUUAGCUGCCAAACCGUCUAAGCCCAAGCCAUCACAUCUCAACCAAUACGCUCGACCUCCUCCUCCAGGAAGCCCCAUGUCUCGACCUAUGUCUCCUGCUGGCGGCCCGCUUGGACGAAAUGGACCCCACUUCAACGGCCCUCGACCUGGUAUGCCUCCUCCACAACGGCCAAUGAGCCCUGGUGGACGACCAAUGAGUCCCGCUGGAGCUCGGAGGCCUAUGAGCCCAGCCGGCACACGAAGACCUAUGAGCCCAGGCCCUUUCAACCAAGCACCUCGACCUCUUUCACCAGGACCGAGACCACAGGCAAAGCGAAGUAUGUCACCAGGACCCUAUGGAGGUAGAGGAGGACCGCCACCGAUGGGUGCUGAGAGUCGACGAAGAAGCAAUUCUGCCAGCAAUGUCCGGGAUCGCCGCAACUCUCCUAUCGGACCUUCCAAACUGGGACCUGGCCCUGGAAUCGCCUUGUGA